Molecule: messenger RNA, 336 nt
Organism: Loa loa (African eye worm)
Lineage: Eukaryota; Metazoa; Nematoda; Chromadorea; Rhabditida; Onchocercidae
Exons: 3
Coding region: 1-336 (111 amino acids)
Source: RefSeq, a predicted model, not a curated record
AUGCCAAAUACAUCAUAUAGCACAAUUGGUGACGUUUCGCGACACCCGGAUGUACCGAGUGUGGUAGAUCCAUUUCGUAUGAAUGAUUUAUCACGAGAUAUGGAGAUUUCACGAAAUGCAGAAAUGGUCUGCAAUACCGAUGUGUCCGCACUUCUGAAUGUUCAAAAAUUGCCACCAGAAAAGACAAAUCAAUUACAACGACUUCGAGCAUCUCAAUCACUUCUGAUGAAUACUGACGAUAUUAAAGCCAUGAAAGUUGAAUUACCCGAAAAAAUAGAAGUGAAAAAGUUGAGUGAUGGAGCGAUCGGACAACAACUUACAUCAUUAAAUCAAUAA